Molecule: messenger RNA, 414 nt
Organism: Lycium barbarum (goji berry)
Lineage: Eukaryota; Viridiplantae; Streptophyta; Magnoliopsida; Solanales; Solanaceae
Exons: 2
Coding region: 1-414 (137 amino acids)
Molecular function (GO): nucleic acid binding; RNA-DNA hybrid ribonuclease activity
Source: RefSeq, a predicted model, not a curated record
AUGCCUCACAUACAGUGUAUAACAGUGCAAUGGUGGAAUCCUCGACAAGGGCGGUUUAAAUGUAAUAGUGAUGGUGGUUCUAAAGGUAAUCCUGGCCCUAGCUCAUUAGCUUUUUGUGUGAGAAACAGUAGAGGGGAAUUUAUUCAUACUAGUUCUAGGGGAAUUGCAAAUACAAUAUGCUUAGUUGCUAAGGCUAAGGCGAUGCAUGAUGGCAUUGCAUAUUGUGUACAACUUCAGCUCCUACCAUUGAUUUUGAAGACUGAUUCACUCAUUUUAAUGAAGGUGGUGGAUAGGGAAUGGGAUGUCCCAUGGAGUAUCAAACUUCCAGCAGUAGCUAGGAGGCUUGUAAACAUUGACAAGAUGCAUUUGCCAAGCCUGAGAUUCAAGACUUUCAUUGCUAGAGAACCUGAUUAA